UCCUCCAGGACACCAUGGCUGUGGGGAGUGAGCUUCAGGGCCUGAAGGUAAAGCAACUCCAUGUGGGCGGCCUGCCCCCCAGCAGUAAGGAGGAGGUUCCUCAGGGUCUGGUCGGCUGUGUCCAGGGGCUGUGGCUUGGCUCAACACCUUUGGGGUCCCCAACCCUGCUACCUCCCACCCACCGAGUGAAUGUGGAGCCGGGCUGUGUCGUGACCAACGCCUGCGCAUCGGGACCCUGUCCACCUCAUGCUGACUGCCUUGACCUCUGGCAGACCUUUUCCUGCACCUGCUGGCCAGGUUACUAUGGCCCAGGAUGUGUGGAUGUGUGUCUCUUGAACCCGUGUCAGAAUCAGGGGUCCUGCCGGCACCUCCCAGGGGCUCCCCAUGGCUAUACCUGUGACUGUGUAACUGGCUAUUUUGGUCACCACUGUGAACACAGGAUGGACCAGCAGUGUCCUCGGGGAUGGUGGGGGACCCCAAACUGUGGGCCCUGCAACUGUGAUGUCCACAAGGGUUUUGACCCCAACUGCAACAAGACGAAUGGGCAGUGUCACUGCAAGGAGUUCCAUUACCGACCUCGGGGCAGCGACUCCUGCCUCCCAUGUGACUGCUACCCGGUGGGUUCCACCUCGCGCUCGUGUGCACCCCAUAGUGGCCAGUGUCCCUGUCGCCCAGGAGCCCUUGGCCGCCAGUGUAACAGCUGUGACAGUCCUUUUGCAGAAGUGACGGCCAGUGGCUGCCGAGUGCUCUACGAUGCCUGCCCCAAGUCCCUGAGAUCUGGUGUGUGGUGGCCUCAGACCAAAUUCGGUGUCUUGGCCACAGUGCCUUGUCCCCGGGGGGCCCUGGGUGCUGCUGUGCGGUUGUGUGAUGAAGACCACGGAUGGCUGGAGCCUGACCUUUUCAACUGUACGUCCCCCGCCUUUCGAGAACUCAGCCUGCUGCUGGAUGGUCUAGAGCUGAACAAGACGGCACUAGAUACGGUGGAGGCCAAGAAGCUAGCUCAGAGACUACGUGAAGUGACUGGCCAGGCCGACUACUACUUUAGUCAAGAUGUCCGCGUCACUGCCCGCCUGCUGGCUUAUUUGUUGGCCUUUGAAAGCCGUCAACGGGGAUUUGGCCUGACCGCCACACAAGAUGCCCACUUCAAUGAGAAUCUACUGUGGGCUGGCUCUGCACUGCUUGCUCCAGAGACCGAGGACUUGUGGGCAGCCCUGGGGCAGCGGGCCCCCGGGGCCUCCCCUGGCAGCGCAGGACUGGUACAACAUCUGGAGGAAUACGCAGCCACACUGGCGAGGAACAUGGAACUCACUUACCUGAAUCCCGUGGGGCUAGUGACACCCAAUAUCAUGCUCAGUAUCGACCGCAUGGAACACCUUAGUUCUGCACAGAGUACCCAUCGCUACCCUCGUUACCACAGCAACCUUUUUCGGGGCCAGGAUGCCUGGGAUCCUCAUACCCAUGUGUUACUGCCUUCCCAAACUCCACGGCCAUCCCCAUCCCAAGUUCUGCCCACAGGAAGCAGCACAGAAAACUCCAGUGUCUCCAGUGUGGUCCCCCCACCGGUUCCCCCAGAACCCGAACCGGAACUCGGCAUCUCCAUUGUCAUCCUCCUCGUGUACCGCACCUUGGGGGGUCUGCUCCCUGCCCAGUUCCAGGCUGAGCGCCGAGGUGCCAGGCUGCCCCAAAACCCUGUAAUGAACUCUCCCGUGGUCAGCGUGGCUGUGUUCCAUGGACGCAACUUCUUAAGGGGUGUCCUGGAGUCCCCCAUCAGCCUUGAGUUCCGCCUGCUACAGACAGCCAAUCGGAGCAAGGCGAUCUGCGUGCAGUGGGACCCACCUGGCCCGGAAGAGCAGCAUGGCAUGUGGACAGCGCGGGACUGUGAGCUGGUGCACAGGAAUGGGUCCCAUGCCUGGUGUCGCUGCAGCCGGACAGGCACCUUCGGGAUUCUCAUGGACGCCUCUCCACGUGAGCGGCUGGAGGGCGACCUGGAAUUGCUGGCUAUAUUCACGCACGUGAUCAUAGCCGUGUCAGUGGCUGCCCUGGUGCUGACAGCAGCCCUCCUACUGAGCCUGCGCAGCCUCAAGUCCAAUGUGUGUGGGAUCCAUGCCAAUGUUGCAGCAGCCUUGGGGGUGGCCGAGCUCCUGAACCAAAGGAUACACAGACACUGCUGUCUGCUAGGCCAGAUGGAGCUACACAAGCGAGACUAUCACGUGGAAAGACCCUUGCUGAACCAAGAGCAGCUAGAGACACUGGGACACAGGAGCUCAGCACCUAAGACCCGCCAGUGGCAAACUUGGUUUCAAUGCUCUCGAUCUCGCGCCCGUGCCUUUUUGCUCCAACAUCUUCCAGUCUUAGCUUGGUUACCCCGCUAUCGGGUGCGUGACUGGCUCUUGGGUGAUCUCUUAUCUGGCUUGAGUGUGGCCAUCAUGCAACUCCCACAGGGCUUGGCGUAUGCCCUCCUGGCUGGAUUGCCCCCUGUGUAUGGCCUCUACAGUUCCUUCUACCCCGUCUUCAUCUACUUCCUCUUUGGGACUUCCAGACAUAUCUCUGUGGGGACCUUUGCUGUCAUGUCUGUCAUGGUGGGGAGUGUAACAGAAUCUCUGGUUCCGGAUAACGGCUUCUCAAACGGGACAGACAGUGACAGUCGUGUGCAGAUCGCCUCUACACUGAGUGUCCUGGUCGGCCUCUUUCAGGUGGGGCUUGGCCUGGUCCACUUCGGUUUCGUAGUCACCUACCUGUCGGAGCCUCUGGUCCGCAGCUAUACCACGGCUGCAUCUGUGCAAGUGUUCAUCUCCCAGCUCAAGUAUGUGUUUGGCAUCUCUCUGACCAGUCGCUCUGGGCCACUGUCCCUCAUCUAUAUGCUGCUAGAGAUCUGCUCAAAACUGCCAGAGACCGUGGUGGGCACGGUGAUCACCGCAUUGGUGGCUGGAGUGGUGCUUGUGUUGGUGAAACUAUUGAAUGACAAACUGCAGCGGUAUCUGCCCCUGCCCAUACCUGGAGAGUUGCUCACGCUCAUUGGGGCUACAGGCAUCUCUUACGGUGUGGAACUGAAGAAAAGAUAUGGGGUGGAUGUUGUGGGCGAUAUUCCUGCAGGGCUGAUACCUCCAAAAGCCCCCAAGCCUGAGCUGUUUGCACAGCUCGUGGGGAAUGCCUUUGCUAUUGCUGUAGUUGGAUUCGCCAUUGCCAUCUCUCUAGGGAAGAUCUUCGCCCUGAGGCAUGGUUACCGCGUGGAUAGCAACCAGGAGCUGGUGGCUUUGGGCCUCAGUAACUUCAUUGGGGGAUUCUUCCAGUGUUUUCCCGUGAGUUGCUCUAUGUCUCGGAGCCUGGUCCAGGAGAGCACUGGAGGCAACACACAGGUUGCAGGGGCUGUAUCUUCCCUUUUCAUCCUCCUCAUCAUCCUCAAACUUGGGGAGCUCUUCAAAGACCUGCCCAAGGCAGUCCUGGCAGCUACCAUCAUUGUCAACCUAAAAGGCAUGAUGAUGCAGUUUUCUGACAUAUGCCGGCUCUGGAAGACGAAUCGAAUGGAUCUGCUCAUCUGGCUGGUGACCUUUGUGGCUACCAUUCUGCUGAAUCUGGACAUUGGCCUGGCGGUUGCAAUAGGCUUCUCUCUGCUGCUUGUGGUGGUCCGGACCCAGCUGCCUCACUACUCUAUCUUGGGGCAACUUCCAGACACGGAUGUUUACAGAGACGUGACAGAGUACUCCGAGGCCAAGGAGGUCCCAGGUGUGAAGGUCUUCCGCUCCUCAGCCACCAUGUACUUUGCCAAUGCAGAGCUCUAUGGCGAUGCCCUAAAGAAGAAGUGUGGUGUGGAUGUGGACCAUCUCAUCGCUCAGAAGAAGAAGUUGCUGAAGAAGCAGGAGAAGAAGUUAAAACAACAGCAGAAAGAUCAGAAGUCUCAGAAAAAGGCUUCCCGUUCCAAAGGCACGUCGGUUUCCAUCAAUGUUGACACCAGCCUUGGAGAUAUAAAGAACAAUGAUGUAGAAGGCUCCAGAGCCAAGGUGAACACAGGGGACGAGAUAGAAGAUGUAACAGUCAACGAUCAAGAAACUACCAAGACCCCCAAUGUGUCCACACUGAAGUCCCUAGGUCUGCCUCAGCCAGACUUCCACACUCUUAUCCUGGACCUGGGCACACUCUCUUUCGUAGACACUGUGUGCAUCAAGAACUUAAAGAAUAUUUUUCGUGACUUCCGGGAUUUGGAGGUGGAGGUGUACCUUGCGGCCUGCAACAGUCCCGUGGUGGCCCAGCUUGAGGCUGGGCAAUUCUUUGAUGCUUCCAUCACAAAACAGCAUAUCUUUGUUUCCGUCCAUGAUGCUGUGACUUUUGCCCUUCAACACUCCAAACCUGAUUCCAUCACUUCCACUUUCGCCACCAAACUCUGAACAUGCUGCUACCCAGCCCACCACUGCCUACCUCGGGAAAUUGGAACUGGUCAUUGGUGAGAAACUCUCCUGCCUCUUGGCCAGGUCUAGGUGCCACCCAGAAGAAUCCUCCAUGAACAAAAACAUCAUAACUCAGGGACAGAGAGCCUGGAAUUCUGCAAUCACUGCUGCAGGCCUGGGACAGGGCGCUGAAGUCAAGCCGGUCUUGGCUGGAUUACAGGGAGCAAGCAGUCCCUAUUUUCAGCACCAGAAAUAAAGACUUAUGU
Dipodomys ordii (Ord's kangaroo rat) is the source of this 4648-nucleotide messenger RNA. It is a transcript of the gene Slc26a6, whose product is annotated as solute carrier family 26 (anion exchanger), member 6. Bases 15 to 4382 code for a protein of 1455 amino acids. Lineage: Eukaryota; Metazoa; Chordata; Mammalia; Rodentia; Heteromyidae. Gene Ontology annotation, molecular function: secondary active sulfate transmembrane transporter activity; chloride transmembrane transporter activity; oxalate transmembrane transporter activity. Gene Ontology annotation, cellular component: membrane. The transcript is spliced from 35 exons. The record is from RefSeq and is a predicted model, not a curated record. Gene Ontology annotation, biological process: G protein-coupled receptor signaling pathway; transmembrane transport.